AUGGAGGUUGUGGGAAAGAACAUCACAAGAUGGCAACGCCUCGCCCACGGCUACAACAGAUACUGGUAUUUCAAGGCUACUUUGCGCUGGCUCGCUCUGAUCACCGCCGUCGUCAGUCUCAUCACUCUUGGUGCGACAUGGCUAGACUAUGCUCGCUAUAGCCAAUACGAUGUCGGUGUGGUUUACGAAGCCUUGGCCAUUGUCGGUCCCCUAUGCUCGGUUGUAAUCGAUGUUCCCGCUAUCGUCUUGUUGUUCAUGACCCGGACAAAACCGAACAUUAAUCCCACCUAUCUACUUGCCGGCGACACCUUCAAUAUUCCGUUACUGAUCCUUGACGUGGCUUUCACGUUUCCCGGCCGAUACGCCUUCGCUGUCAGUACCGCAUCUGUAGAGUUCCCGCCUGUUGUGAUCUGGGGUCUUUCCACAGGCUUGACAGCUCUGCAACUCAUCUUUUUCUUCACUAGUGUCUGGGAAACCCACGUGUACAGAGCUAUGCGUAGGGAACAAAAGACGAUUGAUGCAGAAGACUCCCGAGACCUAAAACAUCAAUCGCGAGAUUCAGAGAGUGACACCAAUAUGACAACCUCAGUCACCGAAGGACCAGUCAGGAUUGAGCUUCCGGAUGGCAGGAUCNNUUUGAACUUCCGGAGGGGACUAGAUUUGAGCUUUCUGCCGAGCAGCGGUCAGAACUGCCGGCACAACUUCCUGGCGUCUUCCUUGCAGAGCUUGAGGCUUCGGUUCCAGCAACGAGGGUCGAUGAGAAGUCCGCCCAAGGUCCAAUCACGACAGCGCGUACCGUUGUUGACAAUUUGCUUGCGAUACACUCGAGAAAUGCUCCUUGAAAGCAUACCUGACCGAAUCUACAAGCAAAUUUGUCACACGACCAGACUAUUCAUGUUG
Molecule: messenger RNA, 900 nt
Organism: Aureobasidium uvarum
Lineage: Eukaryota; Fungi; Ascomycota; Dothideomycetes; Dothideales; Saccotheciaceae
Source: the annotation of a GenBank genome assembly